CUCGCUUUCCCCCAUUUGUUUUUUCUAUUUUCAAGUGAUUCAACUGAAACAAGUUUUAGGGUUUGUAGGUAUAGCGGGAAGAGAGAAGAUACAAGAUGAGUGUAUGGAACUACGUGGUUACGGCUCACAAGCCAACAAAUGUUACACAUUCCUGUGUUGGCAAUUUCACUGGUCCUCAAGAGCUCAAUCUUAUCAUUGCGAAAUGUACUCGAAUCGAGAUUCAUUUACUCACUCCCCAAGGUUUACAGUGCAUUUGUCUGCAGCCAAUGUUAGAUGUGCCGAUAUAUGGGAGAAUCGCGACACUUGAGCUUUUCCGUCCUCACGGUGAAACACAAGAUCUUCUCUUCAUCGCAACAGAGCGAUAUAAAUUCUGUGUCCUUCAAUGGGACACUGAGGCAUCUGAAGUUAUCACAAGAGCAAUGGGAGAUGUGUCAGACCGAAUAGGCCGUCCCACAGAUAAUGGUCAGAUUGGUAUAAUUGAUCCAGACUGCAGAUUGAUCGGGCUGCAUCUUUAUGAUGGACUAUUUAAGGUUAUUCCAUUUGAUAACAAAGGCCAACUGAAGGAAGCUUUUAACAUCAGGCUCGAGGAGCUUCAAGUUUUAGAUAUUAAAUUCUUGUAUGGUUGCCCGAAGCCUACAAUUGUUGUUCUAUAUCAGGAUAACAAGGAUGCCCGACAUGUCAAAACAUAUGAGGUGUCCUUGAAAGAUAAAGAUUUUAUUGAAGGUCCAUGGGCUCAGAAUAAUCUUGAUAAUGGAGCUUCUUUGCUAAUACCAGUACCUCCGCCACUGUGUGGUGUAUUGAUUAUUGGAGAAGAAACCAUCGUUUAUUGCAGCGCUUCAGCUUUUAAGGCUAUCCCAAUUAGACCUUCUAUCACAAGAGCAUAUGGGCGGGUUGAUGCUGAUGGUUCUCGAUAUUUGCUUGGGGAUCAUAAUGGGCUUCUUCACCUACUUGUUAUCACUCAUGAGAAGGAGAAAGUUACCGGACUUAAAAUUGAGCUACUGGGAGAAACUUCUAUUGCAUCAACCAUAUCAUACCUAGACAAUGCUUUUGUCUUCAUUGGCUCAAGCUAUGGAGAUUCACAGCUUGUAAAGCUCAAUCUCCAGCCUGACACCAAAGGUUCUUAUGUGGAAGUUCUAGAGAGAUAUGUCAAUUUGGGACCUAUUGUGGACUUCUGUGUUGUUGAUCUGGAGAGGCAAGGUCAAGGUCAGGUUGUAACUUGCUCUGGAGCCUAUAAGGAUGGAUCGCUUCGUAUUGUUCGAAAUGGAAUUGGCAUAAAUGAACAGGCGUCUGUGGAACUACAAGGGAUCAAAGGAAUGUGGUCUCUUAGAUCUGCUACUGAUGAUCCAUAUGACACAUUCUUGGUUGUUAGCUUCAUUAGUGAGACACGCGUUUUGGCUAUGAACCUUGAGGAUGAGCUGGAAGAAACUGAGAUAGAAGGCUUCAAUUCUCAAGUCCAGACCUUGUUUUGUCAUGAUGCUGUAUACAACCAGCUUGUUCAGGUUACUUCAAAUUCUGUUAGACUGGUCAGUUCUACCUCUAGAGAUCUGAAAAACGAAUGGUUUGCCCCAGCCGGCUACUCGGUCAAUGUUGCAACUGCUAAUGCCACUCAGGUACUAUUGGCUACUGGGGGUGGCCAUCUGGUAUACCUAGAAAUUGGUGAUGGGGUGUUGAAUGAAGUAAAAUAUGCCAAGUUGGAUUAUGACAUCUCGUGCCUGGACAUAAAUCCAAUUGGUGAAAAUCCAAACUACAGUCCCAUUGCAGCAGUUGGAAUGUGGACAGACAUAAGUGUCAGGAUAUAUUCACUUCCCGACUUGAAUCUCAUUACAAAGGAACAGCUAGGAGGGGAGAUUAUUCCUCGUUCUGUUCUGAUGUGUUCCUUCGAAGGGAUAUCUUAUCUACUAUGUGCUUUGGGAGAUGGCCAUCUCUUGAAUUUUGUAUUGAGCAUGAGUACUGGUGAGCUGACAGAUAGGAAAAAAGUAUCUCUUGGGACACAGCCCAUAACACUUCGUACAUUCUCAUCUAAAGAUACUACACACGUCUUUGCUGCCUCCGAUAGGCCCACAGUUAUUUACAGCAGUAACAAGAAGCUGCUUUAUAGCAAUGUAAAUCUAAAAGAAGUUAGUCAUAUGUGCCCAUUCAAUGUUGCAGCUUUUCCAGACAGCCUUGCAAUCGCUAAAGAAGGUGAGUUAACAAUUGGCACUAUUGAUGAAAUUCAAAAGCUUCACAUCCGUUCAAUACCCCUUGGGGAACAUGCACGUCGCAUCAGCCAUCAAGAGCAGACCCGGACAUUUGCUCUAUGCAGUGUGAAGUAUACUCAGUCAAAUGCAGAUGAUCCUGAAAUGCAUUUUGUCCGCCUGUUAGAUGAUCAGACAUUUGAGUUCAUAUCAACGUAUCCCCUUGACCAAUUUGAAUAUGGCUGUUCCAUACUAAGCUGCUCCUUUUCUGAUGAUAGUAAUGUGUAUUAUUGCAUUGGAACUGCAUAUGUGAUGCCAGAGGAAAAUGAACCUACCAAGGGCCGAAUUUUAGUUUUUAUAGUUGAAGAUGGAAAGCUCCAACUAAUUGCUGAGAAGGAAACUAAGGGAGCUGUCUACUCUCUAAAUGCCUUCAAUGGGAAACUGCUUGCUGCAAUCAAUCAGAAGAUUCAAUUGUACAAGUGGGCUUCGCGUGAGGAUGGUGGCAGCCGAGAAUUGCAGACAGAAUGUGGACACCAUGGUCAUAUAUUAGCUCUUUAUGUUCAAACGCGUGGGGAUUUCAUUGUUGUUGGUGAUUUGAUGAAAUCCAUUUCCCUGCUGAUUUUCAAGCAUGAAGAGGGUGCUAUAGAAGAGCGAGCUCGAGACUAUAAUGCAAAUUGGAUGUCAGCUGUUGAGAUUCUUGAUGAUGACAUUUAUCUUGGUGCUGAGAAUAACUUUAACCUUUUCACGGUCAGGAAAAAUAGUGAAGGUGCUACAGAUGAGGAGCGCAGCCGUCUUGAAGUGGUUGGUGAAUACCAUCUUGGUGAAUUUGUUAAUAGGUUUAGACACGGUUCGCUUGUCAUGCGACUACCAGAUUCAGACGUUGGCCAGAUACCCACCGUCAUAUUUGGCACAGUGAAUGGUGUUAUAGGGGUCAUUGCAUCGCUACCUCAUGAUCAAUAUUUAUUUUUGGAAAAGCUGCAGACAAACUUACGGAAAGUGAUAAAGGGUGUGGGAGGUCUGAGCCACGAGCAGUGGAGGUCGUUUUACAAUGAGAAGAAAACUGUAGAUGCUAAAAACUUUCUUGAUGGAGAUUUGAUUGAAUCAUUCCUAGAUCUUAGCAGGAAUCGGAUGGAAGAGAUUUCUAAAGCAAUGUCAGUUCCAGUUGAGGAACUAAUGAAGAGAGUGGAAGAGUUGACAAGGUUGCAUUAGUUAAAUCUUUAAUGGUCUCAACUCUGUAAUAUUUCACAUUUCUUCCUUAAUUUUUUUUCUUCUUUUUCUUCUGUGAGGUUGUGAUACAAGUUCUUAUCCUUAUAUCUGUACUUAUCAUCUCAUAUAUUUUUAGUAGCUGUUGAAUUUUUAUUUUAAGUUGAAAAAGAAUCAUUUGCAAAC
Messenger RNA from Solanum tuberosum (potato), 3563 nucleotides. RefSeq names its product DNA damage-binding protein 1. Gene Ontology annotation, molecular function: protein binding; nucleic acid binding. Bases 96 to 3383 code for a protein of 1095 amino acids. The transcript has 19 exons. Gene Ontology annotation, cellular component: nucleus. The record is from RefSeq and is a predicted model, not a curated record. Lineage: Eukaryota; Viridiplantae; Streptophyta; Magnoliopsida; Solanales; Solanaceae.